Molecule: messenger RNA, 1516 nt
Organism: Rotaria sp. Silwood1
Lineage: Eukaryota; Metazoa; Rotifera; Eurotatoria; Philodinida; Philodinidae
Source: the annotation of a GenBank genome assembly
CGAGUAGUAGUGACCAAGAACAAUCCCGGGAACUCAAAUUUGCUGCUAAAUCGAAUUUGGCUUUAUGCUAUUUGAAAUUGGGUGAUUAUGACAAAUGUAAAAGAGCAUGUGACAGCGCUUUAAUAUUCGAUUCACAAAAUGAAACAUGUCUCUUUCGUCGUGGUCAAUGUCACUUGGCAUGGGGUUAUUUUCAUGCAGCUAUUCGUGAUUUUGAAACUGUUCUCAAAUUGAAUCCAACAAAUGAUGCUGCAAAACAGCAAAUGCAAGAGUGUCAACAACAAAUUCAAGCGUAUGAAGCCAAGAAAAAGGAAUCGUACAAAUCCAUUCCUAAAACAGAGGUCAAGGAGCAUACCAAGGACAAGGUCAGAAAUGCAUCUCAUCCAAUAAUGUCAAAAAAAAACUCUUCUUUUUCUAGACUAACGCAACCGAGACAAGUGUGAAAAGGGACGAAAAAUCGACUGAAUUCACUUGAUUGUCGGACAUAUUUAGCUCGUCGUUCAGUUUUUACUGUCGAUUUGAACAAAAACUGUCGAACAAUUCUUAUAUACAACUUUUUUUUUCGUUCAUUCCUAUUUUCUUGCUUCCAAUGUGUGACAACUCGAAAUUCUAAAUAGAUAAUUCAUCUGCUAUAUCAUUACAUCGUAUUUGUUUCAAAAUAAAAGACAAAGUGUCAUUUUUCGAAUAACUCUGGAUCGGAAUAAGAUAGAGACCUGCAGUUUUCACUAUUAGAAAGAACAACAUCAGGACAACAAAAAGAGAUGUCAAAUACAUAAUCGAUCAGAUGAAUUUUCAUUGAACAUUUUGUGAACGACUUUCUGAAGCAAAUUUUGGGUAUACUUUGGAUAUUCAAUGGAACUAUUCGAUAGAAAAAAGUGUUCACUUUCGAUUAUGAAAGUGUAAAUGAGAGCUGCUUCGAAAAAAGUAUAAUUCCAUUAGAUGAAAUGUUUAUUCCAUGAUAAAAUAAAUAAACAGAUGAAUAAUAAUAUAAUAGAUGGUUUCGACCAUUAAGCCGUCAUUAUUAAGAAAACGAUGUAAAAACCAUGAAAACUCAAAUCUACGUAUAUCUAUGAAUAAGCUAGAGAGAAGAAAAAAUGAACAUAUGAAACGUCAAUGGUAUUGAAACGAAAAGAUCAACCAUUGUAAUCAGAGAAGUUGAUGGCCUGGAUGUGGAUGUGGCCCCUGGUGCUUAAUGUUUCUUGUAUCCACACUCACAUCUUAGCACAAAACAAUGAAAGUACAAAUAACAUAGACCAACUCAUUACAACAAAUAAUCAUGAAAUUUGUGUCCGCAAAUUCGAAUCCCCCAGGUAGACAGAAUCAAUAAAAAAACGCGUAAAAAUGCACAAAAUAUGAAUGCAUUAUAACUUUCAAGCGCAUUUUUCAUGGUUUGCGGUGGGGUGUGGGUGUGGGUGUGGGUGUGGGUUGGUGUGGGUGUGGGUGUGGGUGUGAGGUGUGGGUGUGGGGUGUGGGUGUGGGUGUGGGUUGGUGUGGGUGUGGGUGGGUGUGGGUGUGGGUG